AUGCAUCAGGAGGUCAUUAUACACGAUAUCCGGCGCCACGGCUGUGAUCCGGCGGAUUUACGAUCGGAGUUGGUCUCAGGUCUUUUAGAGACGAACUCAGCGAAGUAUAUCCCGUCGUUACUACUAUGGGACGAGAAGGGCCAGGGACAUUUCGAGGCUAUAACCUCGUCUCAUGAUUAUUACCCAUAUCGAGCAGAGCUGGAUUUGCUAAACAAAGAGAGCGAGACUAUUGUCGAGACAGUGGAAUCGGGAACGGUUAUUAUUGAACUCGGAGCCGGCAAUUGCAAGAAAAGCGGCGUCUUGCUCCAGGCAUUGCAUCGGCAGAAGAAGUCAAUCGCCUACUUCGCGCUGGAUGUAGCUGCCGAUUCGUUGAAUCACAGCCUUUCCCAGAUGACACGAAUGCUGGGGAAUUCCAAGUAUAUCUCAUGCCAAGGAUUACUCGGCAGCUAUGAAGACUGUAUGUCACUUCUUGAGGAGGAAGAGCAGCGACUGUUCCGAAACCACAGACCUUUGUUUCUUUGGCUGGGAAACAGUAUCACCAAUAUGGCCUGGGAGACAUCCGUGAACAGUCUCCGCCGACUGCUACAGUACCCCAAGAGCCAGCUACUAGCAUCUAUUGAUGGAAACGAAAAUACCGAAGCCAUUCAGCUUGCGUACGAUCUGCCUGAUGGAAAAAUUCGACGGUUUGUGCGCAACGGGCUCAACCAUGCCAAUAGACUGCUAGGGGAAGACGUUUUCAGCGAGAGCGAUUGGGACUUUGAGAGCAAGUUUGAUGCGGUUGCCAAGGAACAACGCCUAUACCAUGUGGCGAAGCGGGACCUUUCAUUGAAGGUAGAUGGAAAUUUUCUCUCCAUUGCGAAGGGUGAAAAGAUACAUGCGAUUACGAGCGCCAAGUGGACCGCUGUUGAAGUCGAUCAAUUAUGUGCUGCUGCUGGCGUGGUCGUCAAAUCCACAUGGAUUGACCCAUUUGAUAAUUUUGGUUGCUACAUGUUGCAACGGUAA
Aspergillus steynii IBT 23096 is the source of this 1002-nucleotide messenger RNA. RefSeq lists its product as uncharacterized. The record is from RefSeq and is a predicted model, not a curated record. The coding region runs from base 1 to 1002 and encodes 333 amino acids. NCBI's taxonomy places the organism in Eukaryota, Fungi, Ascomycota, Eurotiomycetes, Eurotiales, Aspergillaceae. Gene Ontology annotation, molecular function: methyltransferase activity. The transcript has 3 exons.